Molecule: messenger RNA, 1416 nt
Organism: Camelina sativa (false flax)
Lineage: Eukaryota; Viridiplantae; Streptophyta; Magnoliopsida; Brassicales; Brassicaceae
Source: RefSeq, a predicted model, not a curated record
AUGGCGCAAGAGAGCUCCAGAGCCGCUUCAAGUCUUCCUAGAUUGUGUAACGAUCAUCUUCGUGGUGGUCAUCUCCGUAAUAUUGACUUAAUAAGCUCGUUGCCUGAUGAGAUCCUCCAACAUAUCCUCUUCUUUGUUCCGACGCAACUCGCCAUCACAACUUGUGUCUUGUCUAGACGAUGGAGGCAUGUAUGGUCCGAUACACCUUUUCUUUCCUUUGUUGAUAGCUAUAUGCCGCCAGGCAAUGCUGCUUGGAUAAACGAAGCCCUAACUCGCUGCACAGCUCCCAAGAUGAUCAAGUUUCAUCUCAAAACCAGAAUGUAUCACACUGCUGCCGACGUGGACAGGUGGAUAGAGUUCGCCAUGUCCCGCAACGUGGAGAAUCUAUCCCUCUGCGUCGGUCAAAAUUCUAAUUAUCAUUAUAACUAUAACAUUCCUGAUAUCGUCUACAUCAAUUCAUCUAUUAAGCAACUCAACUUUGAGUUACCACAUGUUUGUAUAAUUCCCUCAUGUUCUAUAUCUUGGACAUCGCUAAAGAAGUUGUCCUUGUCUUGGAGUUCUCUCUCCGAUGAAUAUGUUGCUAAGAUUCUAUGUGGUUGUCCGAUUCUCGAAAGCUUAAGAUUGAAUCAUUGUCCACAUGUUAGGGUUCUUGCUCUCAGCAAAUCGCUGGGCGUGAGAACAUUAGAAAUAACCUGCAGCCGUUUUGUGUCGGGGCCAAUGCAGAUUGUGGCACCAAAUGUCCAUUCUCUCAGAAUGCACAACUAUCAGUUACCAUGUACUUUAGUUGAUGUCUCGUCUUUAACUGUAGCUAAAGUGGACGUUUCCCGUCACUCAGGUCGGGAGACAAUCAAUGAUUACCUAUUUGAAUCCCUUCAUGAAAUGCUAGAGAAGUUUCAGAAUGCAGAGAAGCUUAAUUUUGGGUGCAACUUUCUUCAGUUAACGUGUGCCGAUGGAUUAGUUUUCAUGAGGCCUCUUUUAUCUGUUGCGGAGGUUCGUGGUAUUACUUUUCCGAUGUUGAAGAUAAAAGCUUUGAUUCUUGAGACAGAGAUCUUUCAGUGUAUUAUUCCUGGUAUAGAAACACUGUUGCAAAACUCACCUAAUUUAAAGACGGUGACAGUUCAUGCAAACACACAGAACUAUUAUAACGAGUACGUGGGCGUGGGAGGUUGGAGAUCAAAAGAUGGAGCCUCUUGGAAUAGAUCCCACUGUGAAUUAGAGUCGAAGCACGUGGCUUCAUUUGUGGAACUUGUGCUUAAAAACACAAAGGCAUUAGACAAGAUGGUUCUACAGUUAUAUGGAGAUUACCCUAGGUUGAAGUUUGAAGAGUUGGUUCAAACACUUCCUCACAACAAUACUGUCUCCAUUGUGCUCUCAACCAGUCAGAAUGGCACACAUCAUAUGAGUGGUGAAUCAUAG